AUGUUUAUCGAGACGAGCUUCUCGCACACGGAAGACGAGACGAGCUUCUCGCACACGGAAGACGAGACGAGCUUCUCGCAUACGAAAGACGAGACGGGCUUCUCGCAUACGAAAGACGAGACGGGCUUCUCGCACACGGAAGACGAGACGAGCUUCUCGCACACCGAAAACGAGCAUACGGUUCCAGCUAGAGAAAGCUGA
Messenger RNA from Pyrenophora tritici-repentis Pt-1C-BFP, 201 nucleotides. NCBI's taxonomy places the organism in Eukaryota, Fungi, Ascomycota, Dothideomycetes, Pleosporales, Pleosporaceae. The record is from RefSeq and is a predicted model, not a curated record.